AUGAAGACUGACUUUCAGUUCUCCAACCUGCUGGGCACCGUCUACAGCAGAGGCAAUCUUCUCUUCACACCCGAUGGCACAUGUCUGCUGUCGCCGGUUGGUAACCGCGUCACGGUUUUCGACCUUGUGAGCUCCAAAUCAUACACGCUUCCGUUUGCGCACCGGAAGAACAUCGCACGUCUUGCACUCAACCCCCGCGGAAACCUCCUCCUCUCCGUCGAUGAAGACGGUCGCGCAGUCCUCACCAAUGUUCCUCGUCGCAUCGUACUCUACCACUUUUCUCUCCGCGGCGAAGUCACCUCGAUCGCUUUCUCUCCUUCUGGUCGGCAUUUCGCAGUAGGCAUAGGAAGGCAGAUUGAAGUAUGGCACACACCAUCCACUCCAGACGUUGCGGAGGGUGACCUUGAGUUUGCGCCCUUCGUGCGCCACCGGAUCUACACAGGACACUACAAUUCAGUCCAGAGCAUAGAAUGGUCUAGCGACUCGAGAUUUUUCCUGAGCGCGUCCAAGGACAUGACGGCGCGGAUAUGGAGCGUGGAUCAAGCAGAAGGACAUGCGCAGACAACACUGGGCGGACACAGGCAGGAAGUAGUCGGCGCAUGGUUCUCCAAGGACCAAGAGACCAUCUAUACAGUCAGCAAGGACGGAGCGCUGUUCGUCUGGAAAUACAUGCUACGCUACGACGCGCCCGCCGACGCCGACCCAGACGACGACGAGAACCUACAGUGGGGCAUCCAGGAACGUCACUUUUUCCAUCAGAACAAUGCGCACGUCACAUGCGCCAGCUUCCAUCCCGAGUCGAAACUGCUCGUCACAGGCUUUUCGCACGGUGCCUUCUUUAUCCACGAGCUACCAGAGUUUGCGCAAAUCUCCAGCCUCAGCAUCUCGCAGAACGACAUUGAUUACGUUGCCAUCAACAAGACCGGAGAAUGGCUAGCGUUUGGCGCGUCGAAACUCGGCCAGCUGCUUGUGUGGGAAUGGCAGUCGGAAUCGUAUAUUUUGAAGCAGCAGGGACACUUCGAUUCGAUGAACACAAUCGCCUACUCGCCAGACGGUCAACGGAUAAUAACAGCGGCAGACGAUGGAAAGAUCAAAGUCUGGGAAGUCAACUCCGGUUUCUGUGUCGUCACAUUCACAGAACAUAUGGGCGGUGUAACGGCUUGCGAAUUCGCGAAGAAGGGAAACGUCUUGUUCACAGCCAGUCUUGAUGGCUCCAUCAGGGCUUGGGAUCUCCACCGGUAUCGCAACUUCCGCACUUUCACAGCGCCAUCGAGGCUUUCCUUUUCGUCCCUAGCGGUUGACCCAAGCGGCGAGGUCGUAUGCGCGGGCUCGAUCGAUUCUUUCGACAUUCACAUCUGGUCGGUUCAGACCGGCCAGUUGCUUGACAGACUAUCUGGUCACGAAGGCCCUGUAUCAUCCCUAGCAUUUUCUCCUGAUGCUGGUACGCUGGUCAGUGGAAGUUGGGACAGGACUGUUCGCGUCUGGAACAUCUUUGCUCGCACCCAAACAAGCGAGCCGCUACAACUCAUGGCCGACAUCCUAUCUGUAGCAUUCCGCCCCGAUUCGAAGCAAAUAGCCGUCACAACUCUCGAUGGACAACUGACGUUCUGGAACGUGUCCGAUGCUGCACAAGAAAAUGGCCUUGAUGCGCGAAGGGACGUUUCCGGUGGUCGCAAGAUGUCAGAUCGGCGCACUGCAGCCAACGUAGCAGGCACCAAGGCCUUUACGUCGGUGAAGUACAGCGCAGACGGCACGUGUGUAUUGGCAGGCGGCAACUCUAAGUACAUCUGUCUAUACGAUGUUCAGUCUGGUGUGCUGCUCAAGAAGUUCACUGUAUCCGUGAACCUUUCUCUCGAUGGCACACAAGAGUUCCUCAACAGCAAGCGGCUCACAGAUGCUGGGCCACAAGGUCUCAUCGACGACCAAGGCGAAGCGUCCGAUCUGGAAGAUCGGCGCGACACAACAUUACCUGGUGCGCAAAAGGGCAUUGGCGCGCGGAAAACACGACCGGAAGUACGCGUACCUGCUGUCGCGUUUUCGCCAACUGGCCGAGCGUUUUGUGCCGCUUCAACAGAAGGUCUACUAAUUUACUCACUUGACAACACGUUCCAAUUCGAUCCCUUCGACCUAGACAUCACCGUCACACCGGCGACAACUCUCGAGACUCUCGCACAGAAAGACUACCUCAAGGCACUGGUCAUGGCUUUCCGUCUAAACGAGCGCAACCUUAUUCGCCGCGUAUAUGAAGCUACGCCCGUGAGCAACGUCGCUCUAGUAGUCAAGGACCUACCAUCAGUAUAUCUCGGUCGGUUACUACGAUUUGUCGCCCUUCAAGCCGACGAGUCCCCGCAUCUGGAAUUCAACCUAGUGUGGAUCGAGGCACUGCUCAGCAAGCACGGUCGAUGGAUGAAGGACAACAAGGGCGGACUUGAGGCCGAGUUGAGAAGCGUUGAGAAAGCCGUUCGCCGGAUACAGGCUGAGCUCGCGAGAUUAGCUGAUGAGAACAUCUAUCGCAUCGAAUAUCUGCUUGCGCAGCCGCUAGAGGAGAAGGAGAAGUCAGCCCAACUCGACUUUGGGGUCAAAGCGAUAGAGAAUGGGAUAUCGGAUGAAGAGAUGGUUGACAGUGAUGAAGGCGAGGAUAUAGGCGAGUGGAUGGGCUUUGAAGAGUGA
Alternaria arbusti is the source of this 2670-nucleotide messenger RNA. RefSeq lists its product as uncharacterized. NCBI's taxonomy places the organism in Eukaryota, Fungi, Ascomycota, Dothideomycetes, Pleosporales, Pleosporaceae. The transcript has 3 exons. Gene Ontology annotation, molecular function: protein binding. Gene Ontology annotation, cellular component: Pwp2p-containing subcomplex of 90S preribosome; small-subunit processome. The record is from RefSeq and is a predicted model, not a curated record. Gene Ontology annotation, biological process: maturation of SSU-rRNA from tricistronic rRNA transcript (SSU-rRNA, 5.8S rRNA, LSU-rRNA); ribosomal small subunit assembly. Bases 1 to 2670 code for a protein of 889 amino acids.